AUGGAGCCAGAGGAGCCUUUCUAUGGCGACGAGUUGACGUACUUUGCAAGCUACGCACAACCAGCAUAUGCGCUCAAGCUCCCUUCCAUGGAGCAGCUGACAACGUGGAACCCAUCCAUUGCGCUUGCAUCGGAGGAGAGCAAGGCCGCAAGAAACUCCUUCCAGAGGGAGGACACUAACCUCUUCGACCCGCAGUUUCGACAGGAUUCUGCCGCACGCGCGCUGGACUUGGCUGGGCUCACCACGCUUGAGAGGUACGAGGCCUGCAUGCAGAUGCUGCAUCCAGAUCGGGCUUGCGAUUGGUACAGCUGGUUUCGAAUCUCUGGGGUGACGGCAACGAUGCUGAACCGCUAUGAUCACGAUGAUUUAGCGCGGAAGCGUAUUUGGAAUGCACACUGCGAGUGGUCCUGCAACUACCCAAACUUCUGUGAGCAAGAGAACUUCGAGGUGGUCUUGCAGGCUCAACAGAAGGUGACGCCAGGCAUCAAGAUUCUUCUGGAGCUGCUGCGGCACGACAAUCCGAAUCUCCAAGUGAGAGAGCACGCAUGGCCUUUCCACAUUCCUCGGAAAGCACAAGAGAUGGCCACACCGUGA
Messenger RNA from Symbiodinium pilosum, 594 nucleotides. The record is from the annotation of a GenBank genome assembly. Lineage: Eukaryota; Dinophyceae; Suessiales; Symbiodiniaceae.